GAGAGAGAGAGCGAGCAGGAGGAGGAGGAUUCACUAUCACGCUUGAACAUCAUUCUGUGUCAUACUGUAAUAAGAGUCGGCGGUGUCUCCCUGAUCACAGUGUGUACCGCAGCGAAAAGAGGCGUAGAAGACAGAGAUGUCUAGCACCGAGGAAACAAUCGUGGCUGCGGGAGAGCUUGUGUCAGCAAGGUUUUCCGUGGUGGACUACGUCGUGUUCAGCAUUAUGCUGGUGGUGUCUCUUGGGAUUGGCGUGUACAGCGCAAUCCAGAGUCGAGGGCGCGAGUCUACUCAAGAUUUCCUCUUGGGCGGGAGAAACAUGCCUCCGUUUCCAGUGGCAAUUUCUCUCUUGGGUGGAAUAUUUUCUGCAAUAUCUAUAUUAGGCAAUCCAACGGAAGUGUUCUACUUCGGGGCCCAGGUCAUGAUGACCAUAUUUGGCGUGAUUCCCGCCAGCAUUCUGGUGCAUCAAGGGAUCCUUCCCAUUUUUUAUAAUCUUGGCAUCCUCUCACUCAAUGAGUACGUAGAGGUGCGUUUUAAUUCUAUCCUGCUGCGAAAGCUAUCAACGAUGUGCCAUCUCCUUACUAAGUUUUUUUAUAUGGGAAUUUGUCUUUAUGCUCCGUCGCUCGCCUUGUCCACCGUGACUGGCCUCUCAUUGUGGGGAUCCAUGAUCAGCAUGGGCACCGUCUGCACCAUCUACAUUACUAUCGGCGGCGUGAAGGCCGUGGUUUACACAGACGUACUUCAGACGAUGCUCAUGUUCGUGGGUGUGUUGGUGGUGGUGGUGAUGUGCUGCGUCGACGUCGGUGUGGUCAACAUAUGGACAACAGCGAAGGAAGGUGGUCGGCUUGAAGUCUUUAACUUGGAUACAAGUCCUUUCACACGUCACACUCUCCUCUCAACAAUAAUUCUCGGCUUCUACGUGACCUUGAAUAUUCUGGGACUGAACCAGGGCUGCUACCAGAGGCUCGCUUCAGUCAGCACCUUGCAUAUUGCCCAAAGGCUGGUUAUUUUCUUCAUGUUGGGCAUGACUGGGAUGUGGCUUCUGUUCUACUCCUCUGGUGUUGUGGCAUACGCCAUGUACCGUGACUGUGACCCCCUUACUUCGGGUCGCAUCGAAAAACCAGAUCAGAUUCUCCCCUAUUUGGUGAUGGACAAACUGGGACACUUCACAGGACUUCCAGGCCUCUUCGUUGCAGCUGUCUACGGAGGAGUGCUCAGCUCUUUGUCCACCGCCGGGAAUGCCAUUGCAUGUUUGAUGUGGGAGGACCUGCUGCAGCCGCUGCCUUUCUUUGCCAAGAUGUCCGACACUGCCUCCACCGCCAUCUGCAAACUGUUGUCUGCAGUGGCUGGUCUUUCUGGAAUCUUCUUAGGGAUGCUCGCUGGAAAACUGGGGAAUGUGUUCCAUGUUACAUCUAGUGUGUCUGGAUCUAUAUUGGGGCCGAUGCAGGGAAUAUUCAUUACUGGCAUUUACGUUCCUUGGGUCAACUCAAAGGGUAUGCUGGUGGGCUUCUUGACGGCCUUCUGCUACAACGUCACUAUUGUGAUAGGAAAAUUCCUGCGAGGAGGAGGGUCUCCCAAAAGCUGCCGCUCUCCACGGCGGGAUGCCCCGAGAAUACCUUCCAUUUCGCCAACACCAGCACUGCUGCCAUCCUGAACACCACCGUGAUGCCUGAACACCUAAUGCUGCACACCUCUGCCUUCCUGGAGGACCUGCACCACAACACAACGCUGCACCACGGAGCCUCGCCUGGGCUGGAGGAAAAGUCUUUGUACGACAUCUCUUACUGUUUCUUCGGCAUCAGCGGCAUCAUCAUCACUAUGGUUGUGAGCAGCCUCGUCUCUUUGUUUACAAGUCCUCUGCUUCCCGGGGAGGUGGAUGCUCGACUCGUCAACCAAACGAGUGCGAAAAUGUACGCUUGGGUGUGGAAUAUUUUCUUUGCCUCUAAGGAUGAGCCAAAAGAUCUUGUUAAUAAAGAAACCAGCAUUCCAAUGUUGACCAAGAACCAAAACGUUUAACCUUGUCUGUAGAAAUGACGAUACUGCACAGGGCGUCCUCACGAUUUGGUGUAAUGAAUGAACAUAAUAUCACUGUAUACAAUCAUUCACGCAGGAUGGUCAAGUGACGCUUGUGCAGAGGUGGUGGUGGUGGUGAUGGUGUUAUAGUUGUUUGGUAUGGUAUAGAGUAUGGUGGUGGUAGUGGUGGUAUGUUAUGAUGGCUGUGUGGUGAUGAUGGCAUUGUGGUGUUGUUGGGGUGUGGUGGUAGGGGUGUUGGUUGUGGUAUUCACGCUACACUUCCACAAAGUCAAUUGGUGUGUAUGUAAGAGAGAGAGAGAGAGAGAGAGAGAGAGAGAGAGAGAGAGAGA
This is a messenger RNA of Portunus trituberculatus (swimming crab), 2360 nucleotides long. Its product is annotated as sodium-coupled monocarboxylate transporter 1-like. Gene Ontology annotation, biological process: sodium ion transport; transmembrane transport. Gene Ontology annotation, molecular function: symporter activity. NCBI's taxonomy places the organism in Eukaryota, Metazoa, Arthropoda, Malacostraca, Decapoda, Portunidae. Bases 137 to 1651 code for a protein of 504 amino acids. The record is from RefSeq and is a predicted model, not a curated record. Gene Ontology annotation, cellular component: membrane. The transcript has 12 exons.